UUCUCCGACCCGUCUCUCGCUUUCGCCUCUUUCUCCCCUCUAAUCACCCCCGCAAUUUGUCGCCAUCAAUUUGUUCUUAUCUGGUGAACGGCGUUUGUGAGGGCGGGUAUCCGCAGAAACGCCCACCACGCUCGACUUCACCGCCUCGAGCUUAACUUUGGCUGUUUGCUUCCGAUGGAGCUCUCCCUCGUGGCUUCUGCCGCUUUCCUGCCGGCCCUCGUCUGUCAGGAGCAUCAUAGGGGCUCCAAGGAAUUUCAAACACUGCUGCCACUUCAUGGUAGAAAACAAGAUCCAUCAAGAUCUGUUUCCAUUGAGUUUAAUGGACAACAUUUUGAGAAUUUCCAGCAAUCAAUGCCUCUAUUGUUACAGAAAACCAAAUUAGCGAGACUGUCUCAAAUGAUUGGAAAACCUGUGCUUGUUGAUGUCCAAGGUUCACACCUUGACUCGGUGCUUUUGAGUUUUGGAAUUGUGGAGAAGUGUAUGAAAAAUGAGAAGAUACUAAAGUUACUUGCAGAAGGUGAAGACCUUGCUGCUUCUUUACUUUCAGAAGUUAUGACGCUCGAUGUGUUGCCUUCCCCACAUUUGGAUGACAAACUCUCUCUCCAUGAGGCUGAGAUGGAUGAUUCUUGGGAUCCUCUACAUAUACAAAAGCAGAUCUAUACCCCAAAGCCUCUGUUAUAUUUUGUUGGGAAUUCAUCUGAUACUAAAUACUACAUGGUACAUCCAGAUGGAAGGCUCUUGUUUGCAGACAGUGCAGCUCAAAUGGAAGAUCUGCUGUCAAUUGUUACAGAGUUUAAUCUACCAAAACGAACAAUAGUUGGCAGUAAGCAAUUGUUGCUAGUCCCCUACUUCACAAGGUAAAUCAUUACCUCCUUUUGCUGAUUCCCAAACUACUUAUCAGAAUCACUUAUGAUUUUUCUGGGACAUGGUUUACUUGCAUAUUGGCAUAAUUUUAUUUUUGAUUCAUUAGACAUGCUAAGAUAUAGAUAUCUUUUAUACUCGAGUCUGAUGGGGUUUAC
Messenger RNA from Musa acuminata subsp. malaccensis (wild Malaysian banana), 1019 nucleotides. Lineage: Eukaryota; Viridiplantae; Streptophyta; Magnoliopsida; Zingiberales; Musaceae. The record is from RefSeq and is a predicted model, not a curated record.